UUUCCAGGAUUAUGCAUAUAGCGACUAACUAAGCUAACAGCCUGGGAGAUAUCAUGUCGUGUACACACCAUGACAUACAUUAAGCUUCCAACAAUACUUGCAUAUGAGACAUUCCUCAUGUAGUCUCGCUCUUCAUCAUCUUAGGAGACUGUAAUGCACUGGGCUUGAAAUAUGGGGCCAUAAGAGUACUCACCGGCUUUGUCUUCGAGUCGAUGUUGAAGCAUUGCAGUAUUCUCUUCAGAUACUGCUUAUGAGUAAGGUGAACUGUAUCUUUCACCCUAUCUCUAUUGAUCUACAUUUCCAAUAUUCUCCGUACUUUUUACAGAUCUUUCAUUUUAAACUCAUGACUCAACUGAGUUUUUAAACGACUUAUCUCCCCCUUGCUUUUACAUGCAAUUAACAUAUCAUCUACAUAUAAAAACAAAUAAAUGAAAGAUCCAUUUGCAAGUUUUCUGAAAUACACAGUGAUUGUAUUGGCAACGAGUGUAUUUCAGGUCCAUCAUAAAGCGGUUGAAACGCUUGUACCAUUGCUGAUGUGAUUGCUUCAAGCCAUAGAGAGACUUCUUCAGAUUGCAGACUCAAUUUUCUUUUCCAGCUUCUUUAAAACCUUUUGGUUGAGACAGAUAAAUCUCCUCUUCUAGAUCACCAUGUAAGAAAGCUGUUUUCAUAUCAAGGUAUAUUAACUCAAGAUUAUAUUGUGCAACCAAAACUAGCAAUAUCCAAAUGGAUGAAUGCUUCACAACUAGAGAGAAUACUUCACUGUAGUCAAUUCCCUCUGUCUGAGCGUAGUCCUUGGCUACCAACCUAGCUUUGUAUCGCACUCCAUUUUUAGCAGCUUGAUCAUCUUUCUGAUUAAAGAUCCACUUACAACCAGUUGUCUUAUUUCCUUUUGGAAGCGGCACUAGCUCCCAAGUUUAGUUUUGGUGAAGAGACUGUAUCUCUUCAUUCAUUGCCUUUGUCCAUUCGACUUGUUCACUGGACUGUGUGGCUGCUCUGUAAGUGGUUGGGAUCUCAUCCCCUUCAGCUGGUAGUGCAUAUAUCACGUAGUCUGCAAAACGUGUCGGUACAUGUUUCUCUCGUCUCGGCUUGUUGGUUGCUAUUGAUUCGGGUUGACAUGGAGGUAUUGUGACUGGACUAUCAAUCUUAUUUUGUCCAUGCUUUCCCGAAUUCUUUAAAGUAAUAAACUGCACAUUCUGCGAAUCAUCUGAUGUUUCACCAUCAUUGCUGCCUUCAUUGGAAUUUUUAUGCUUAUGUGACUUAAGCAUCUCAGAUUCGUUGAAUGUAACAUCUCUACUGAUAAUUAUCUUUUAGACUCUAUGCAUCAGAGUCUAUACCCUUUUACACCAGUACUAAACCUUAAAAAUUUUGCUUUCUUGACUUUAGGAUCAAGCUUACUUUCUUUAGUAUGAUAAUAAGCAGGAAAUUCGAAAACGUGUAAAGAGCCAUAAUCAGUAGCAUGUGUACCUCUCCACAUUUCAGUGGGUGUCUUCCUGUCAUUGUCAGCUGAGGGUAGUCGGUUGAUGAGGUGAUAGGCAUAUGUCAUAUCUUCAGCCCAAAACUGUUUAUUGAAUUCAGCAUCCAGUAACAUACAUCGUACUUUCUCUAAUAAAGUACGAUUCAUCCGUUCUGCCACGGUGUACCUCGUACCGUGAAGUGUCUAACAAUUCCCUCUCUCCAGCAUAUUUCCAUGAAGGGGUCUGAAGUGUACUCACCUCCAUUAUCAGAUCUAAGCCGCUUGAUUUUUCUAUCGGUCUGAGUCUCAAUCAUUUUCUUCCAAUCAAGGAAGAUUUUCAGCACUUCAUCUUUAUUCUUCAUCGUAUAUACCCACACACAACGAGAAUAAUCAUCCACAAAAGUUAUAAACCAAUGCUUACCUCCCAAAGAUACAUUUUGGGUAGGUCCCCAAACAUCGGAGUGUACGUAGUUAAGUAUCCCCUGUGUAUUGUGUAUAGCGGUUCCAAACUUGAUCCGCUUCUACUUCCCCAAUACACAGUACUCACAGAAAGAUAGUUUACCAGUCUUAGCACCUUUGAGUAAGCUUUACUUCACUAGUAUUUGCAAAGUUUUUUCUCCAGCGUGUCCUAUACACAUGUGCCAAAGACUGGUGGUGUCGGCAUCAGUCUCAUCUAUCUUCUCACAGCAUGUGGAAGCUCUUCCAUCAACAGUACUUCCUUGUAAGAAGUAUAAGUUUUCUCGUCUCAAACCCUUUAUAGACACCUGAACUCCCAUUAGUACUUUGAGAGUUCCAUCUUUAAUGGUGAUUUCGAGUCCCUUUGAAUCCAGAGAUCCCAGUGAGAUGAGAUUCUUCCGCAAAUCCGAAAUGUACCAAACUUCUGUCAGAGUCUUGAUGUUGCCAUCGUGUAGUUUUAAUCGAAUGUUACCUAUUCCCUGAAUCUUACAGGCAUUGUCAUUGCCCAUAAGUAUUGCUCCACCCUCAAUCUUUGUGAAAUCAGUAAACAGUCCCAAUUGGGACACAUGUGAUAGGUACAUCCGGAAUCUAUAAUCCAUUCAUCUGAAUGACAAAUGAAUGAUAAAAUUGUCAAGGAAAAAUCUGAAUCGUCAUCUUUGUCCACGACAUUGGCUGUGGUGGGUUGAUUCUACUAUUGUCCUUUCAGCUUGAGACAAUCUUUCUUCCAGUGUCCUUUGUUGUGAUAAAAGGAACACUUGUCUCUGGCGAGUUUUCUACCAACUGAUGAACCACGUGAUGUGGCCCGGGUUUUCGAUUGAAAACUUUUCUUCUUUCCAGGCUACCUUGACUGUGGUCUCUCUCUUGCUGCUAACGCUUUACUUGAUGUAUCUAGCUGUACCUGCUUAUCUUUUCUAUGGUACUCAUUGCUAAUUAAAGAACUAGAUAAAUCAUCAAAACUAAUUUUUUCCUUCCCAUACAGUAGUGUAGUAAUUAAAUGUUCAUAUGUAUCAGGCAAGGAAUUUAACAAAAGUAAAGUUUUAUCUUCAUCUUGGAUUUCAACAUCCAAGUUUAAUAAAUUAGCAAGAAUUUGAUUGUAACUAUUCAGAUGUUCAGACAUAGAUAUACCUUUAUGAAACUGGAAUCUGAAGAGUUUGUUUUCUUUUUUUUUUUAGUGCAAACGGCUCUCAAUGCUCUUCUUCAUAAAUUUAUCUUCUAAUUUCUGCAAAAGUUCCCUAGCACUUGUCUCUCUCAUGACAAAAUACUUCUGUUCUUUGGUAAGGCAUAACCGGAUUGUACUACAAGCUUGAGUAUUAAGCUUCCUCCAACAUUUUCAGUCAUAUCAUUUGGUCUUUCUUCCAGCGCAAUAUCCAACUCUUGUUGGAUCAAAACGUCCAUAACCUCACAUUGCCACAUGCCGAAGUUGUUGGUUCCAUCGAACUUCUCAACUUCAAAUUUGUCAUUUGAAACUGUGGACCUAUGUCCAGAGCUACUGGGAUUUCUAGCGUUCCUAUCUCUUCCAGAACCUUCCAUAUGAAUUUAGAAAAAUUUUGACAAAAAAUUUUAAAAUUCUAACCAUACGAAUGAGUCCAAAAUGAUUCAAAUAGUUAGAAAGCACUAUUUGAUUAUUGAAAUCGGACUCCAAAUGGCUUAGAUUAAGCCCAACAAGGUUUUGAAAUACAGACGGUGCAGAUCACUUGGCGCGUGAGAUACACGCGCUGAUAGGGGUGGUAAUUUGUGAUACGACCCGUUAACCCAACACGAACACAACACGAUAAAAGCGGGUUUGAGUUUAAUCUUAUCGGGUUCGGGUCAAAACGGGUUGACCCAUUAAGACACGAUUGCUUAACGGGUCACUAACGGGUCAACCCGUUUUAACCCGUUAAGACCCGUUAAAAAAAUAAAUUUACUUAUCUAUCCUUAGAUCCCUUCUAUCUAAAAAAAAAAGAAAAAAAAAGCCCUAAUCCUUAAUACACUAACACGGUACCUUAGACUUAGCGCCGCACGGUCUCAAAUUUCAAUUUCAUCUUAGCGCUGCACAGUCUGCACACUGCACAGUCCUCGACUCCUCAGACUUAGAAAGGGGAUGAUGGGGAUCUUAGGUUUCUGAGGGAAAAAAAUUCUGGGGGAGAUUGGAGAAGCAAUUCUGGUGCACAACUGGGCUUCGGUGGUGUUUGUGUUGCACGGAUUGGCUGGUGCACAGCUCAGUGUGACAGUGCGCAGCUGGGAGUCGGUCAUCCCGUCUGGAGUCCAGCCAUCCAGGUAUCUUCGAUUCUUCAACGGCGCAGCAGCAGCAGCAGCGGCACAACCUUGGCCUCUUCUCACGCCACCCCCAUCUUCGUCUUCAACCCACGCAGCAGCGGUCCACGGCCACACCUAGUGGCACACGGCGGCCGGCGCCACGCCCACUUCUCAAGCCCACGGCCACAUCCAGUUUCAAACUUUUAAAGAUGAGUGAGACAGCAGGGGGAAAUGACGAUUUGAUUGACUUGGAAGGGAUGGACUCGGAAAGUUUCGCAAAUGAAGAUGCUAAAACAAAACGAAGGAAAAGGUCAAAUGUGUGGAGUUUCUUUGAGAUGGUUCCCGAUUUUGAUAAAGUUGGUGAUUGUAAGGCACGAGCAAAGUGCAAGAUGUGUGGAGCUACUUACUUGGCAGCGAGUAAAUAUGGAACUGGAAAUUUGAAGCGUCGCAUUGAUACAUGCCCUAGAAGAAAUACAAGAGAUAUUGGUCAGUUGAUGUUGGGGCAAAAUAGUGGAGGAAUUUCGGUAAGCACUUCUAAAUUUGAUCAUGUGCAAUAUAGACAACUUUUGGUAGAAGCUAUUGUGAAGCAUGAUUUGCCUUUCCGAUUUGUUGAAUAUUCGGGGGUGAGAACUUUUAUGCAAUAUGUGCGUCCAGAUAUUCCAAUUAUUUCUAGAAAUACUACUAAGGCUGAUUUGAUUAAGAUUUAUCAUCGGGAAAAAAAAAGGAUUGAAUACAUGUUGAGUAAUGCUCCUGGUAGAAUUUGUCUGACAUUUGACUUGUGGACUUGUCUGAGCACUGAUGGUUAUAUGUGUGUUACAGCGCAUUUUCUGGAUAAGAAAUAAGAUCUAAAGAAAAGGGUUUUAAAUUUUUCUUUUAUGCCACCACCACAUAAUGGCAUAUCUUUGUCUGAGAAAAUUUAUAAUUUGCUAUGUGAGUGGGGAAUUUAAGACAAGAUUUUUGCAUUAACUUUAGACAAUGCUUCUUCAAAUGAUGUGUCGGUAGAGUUGUUAAGAACUCAGCUGAAUAUUAAGAGAGCCCUUGUUUGUGAUGGUGAAUUUUUUCAUCUUCGUUGUUGUUGUCAUAUUCUCAAUUUGGUUGUACAAGAUGGGUUGAAAGCAAUUGAUUGUGCUAUUCAAAAAGUUCGUGACAGUAUCAAGUAUGUCAAGGGAUCACAAUCAAGGAAACAAAAAUUUUUAGAUUCAAUAAAACAGAUGUCUUUGGAUGGUAAGAAGGGGUUGAGACAUGAUGUCCCUACUAGAUGGAAUUCAACUUUUUUUAUGCUUGAGAGUGCUAUUUUCUAUCGUCGUGCCUUUUGUCAUUUGGAAUUAACUGAUUCCAAUUUUAAACACUGUCUAUCAACAUCUGAGUGGGAAAAAGUAGAGAAGAUUAACACUUUUUUGGGAGCUUUUUAUGAUUCCACUUGUGAGUUUUCUGGAACCAAAUACCCUACAGCCAAUUUGUACUUUCCAGCAGUGUUUAUGAUUUAUUUGACAUUAAAACGACACUCUGAAAAUGAAGAUGACUACAUGAGGAAUAUGUCUUGUCAAAUGCUUGCGAAGUUUGAGAAAUAUUGGUCUGAAUUCAAUGUGCUAUUGGCAAUAGUAGUUAUAUUGGAUCCUCGAUACAAGCUUCAUUUUGUUGACUUUUCUUAUACGAAACUUUAUGGAAAUGGUUCCUUGGAGUUUUUAAAUGUUCGUACCAAAAUGACAUCUCUUUUUAUGGAAUAUAGUUCUUCUAGUGCUCCCACAAGUUCUACCACGACUUUUGAAAGAAGUUCUAGUAGAACGGAAAGUGAAUCUUCUUCUGGUAGAUGGAAUAGAGUCAAUACACAAGUAUUUCAGGAAUUUGAUUCAUUUGGAAGUAAUGAAUUUGCUGCCCAUAUGCAAAAAAGUCAGUUGAAGCUGUAUUUGGAUGAACCUAGCACAUAUAGAAAUGCGAAAAUUGAUAUUCUUUCCUUUUGGAAAGGAAAUGAAUUUCGUUAUCCUGAUCUUGCUUGUAUGGCUCGUGAUAUUUUGAGUGUUCCAGUUUCCACAGUUGCAUCUGAAUCUACUUUUAGUGUUGGUGGGCGUAUUAUUGAUCAGUUCAUGAGUGCAUUGAAACCAGAUAUUGUUGAAGCAUUAGUCUGUACAAGAGAUUGGUUAUACGGCGAAGAAGCCGAAGUCGAGGGUAACAUUAUUAUUAUUAAUUUAUUAAAUUCUAUCUUAAUUCUUUUACUAAUGUCAUUUUUUUGUUUCAUAGGAACACAAGAAAUGAACGAGUUAACUGAAAAUAUAAUGGAGUUGGAGAAAAAUACCAAUGAGGACACCACACUUCCUUCAGUCCCUUCUGUGGGUUCAUAAUUUAUUUAUAUUGGUGUGUGUAUCAUCUUAUUUGGAAUUGUAAUAUUAAUAUUUGCAAUGUGUGUUUGACAUAUUUGGUACCCUUGGAUGUAAUGUAACAAGAAUAGUUAGACUUGUGUAGGACCAUAGGUGUUCUAAUUAUGCACUGCAGCACUAUUAGUUUGUUAUUUUGUUGGGACUUUAAUUUUGAUAUAUUUAUUAUUUGGAUUGUAA
This is a messenger RNA of Carya illinoinensis, 6699 nucleotides long. Its product is annotated as zinc finger BED domain-containing protein RICESLEEPER 1-like. Gene Ontology annotation, molecular function: protein dimerization activity; DNA binding. Bases 5359 to 6486 code for a protein of 375 amino acids. Lineage: Eukaryota; Viridiplantae; Streptophyta; Magnoliopsida; Fagales; Juglandaceae. The transcript has 3 exons. The record is from RefSeq and is a predicted model, not a curated record.